Messenger RNA from Dentiscutata erythropus, 585 nucleotides. The record is from the annotation of a GenBank genome assembly. NCBI's taxonomy places the organism in Eukaryota, Fungi, Glomeromycota, Glomeromycetes, Diversisporales, Gigasporaceae.
AUGUUCAGUUCAGGCACAACUGAAGAUGUCUCAACUAGCAAAAGUAUUUCCAAAGACAGAGAUUUCCCAGACGAUCAAAGAGGCUUAGAAAAUCAAGAUGACAAUUUUCUAACACCUGAAUUGAAGGAGCUACUUAAAAAGUUAAAUCCAAGAAGGAAGAGACGUUAUAAUGAAAUAAAGUCCACUGAAGCAAAAAUUGCUUACUUAGAAGGGAUUAAGUCAGAGCGUGAACUAGGAAUGAAAGUUCUACUCAAAUUUUUAUCGUUACCAUGUAUUGCGUUAUAUUUGAAACCCAAAAUUUUAUUUUACUUGUUGAGAGAAGCUUUUUUUCGUUUAUCAUUAUUUCCAACAUUUAUUGGAAUAAUUUUAGGAAUAUUUGUUAUUUCAUCAGCUUUAGCAAAAUCAUGGAUAAGGAUUGAAAAAAAAUACAUCAAUGAUCAAUUAAAUGCUUCAACUCGAUAUCACUUUUCGAAUUAUACUUUUACUGCUUACUGUCUUCAUCUUGAUAUUACCACUGUGAAAAUCUGCACGAUUUCAUUUCUACAAGGCGACACCCCUAUGCUUCAUCAAAUGCUAUGUCAUUGA